This is a messenger RNA of Diospyros lotus (date-plum), 743 nucleotides long. RefSeq names its product thiosulfate sulfurtransferase 18. The record is from RefSeq and is a predicted model, not a curated record. NCBI's taxonomy places the organism in Eukaryota, Viridiplantae, Streptophyta, Magnoliopsida, Ericales, Ebenaceae. The transcript has 6 exons. The coding region runs from base 135 to 554 and encodes 139 amino acids. Gene Ontology annotation, molecular function: catalytic activity.
AAUGCACCUGUGUGGGGAUUAGAAUAUUAUCCUAAACAAACACAACCACCAGUGCCACCACCACAUAUCACAAAAGCCAUCGUCAUCGCCCGCUUCGCUCCCAGACAGUGUGGAUUCCACAGCUCCGAAGAUUCAUGGAGGGGUCUCAACCACAACCAGUACCAGGCUCCGAAGAACAAGUCCCCACAGUCGAUGUCUUCGCAGCCAAGGCCCUCGUCGCUUCCGGCUACCGAUAUCUUGACGUCAGGACGGAGGAGGAGUUCAAGAAAGGCCGCGUGGAUGCAGAGAACCCCCUAAACAUUCCGUACAUGUUUAACAGUCCCGAAGGAAGAGUGAAGAAUCCUGAAUUUAUGGGGCAGGUGUUGUCGGUCUGUGACAGGGAUGAUCCUCUAGUUGUGGGAUGCCAAUCUGGAGUCAGAUCUCUCUCUGCAACAAAUGAUCUUCUUAAUGCCGAUUUCAAGCGUGCAUAUAACAUGGGAGGGGGAUACGUUGCGUGGGUGGAGAACGGGCUUCCAGUGAUCAAGUCGGAGCAAACAGAAGCUGUGGCGCUUUGAUUCGGUUUAGGAUAGUGAUUGUUAGUCCAAAAAUUAUGUUCACUCAUGUGAUUUGGACUAAAAUAUCACUAUUUUUGUAUCUAUGUUUUUAUUGAACGUCACAAAUAGACAUUAUGUUCAACCUUUAAUUUCUGACUAUUUGUAUAAAUAAACACAAUAUCGAAUCGGAAUUAUGAGUUAUUAACUUAA